AUGAGCUUGUCGGCGCCUUCGAGGCGGCUGCCUUGGAAAUGCCUCUCCUGUCGCUCUCCUGCAAACCAAUAUCAACGCAGGACAGUCAUCUUCGGCCGCGGCAACUCCAACUCCAACUCCUCCAGCGAUGGUGGCGACAAGCCUAAUCCCGUCCUCGAGGAAUACCGCAAGAACAACCCCAAUCCAACCGACAGCCAGGCGGAAGCGCAACAAAAAAUGGUCGAAGCCAUGCGCACCCCCGGCGACAUUGCCUCUGGCUCUAUCUUCGAAGACGAACGCCGCACGACCUCCCAGACAGCUGCGGAGUCCGCAGAGGCAUCCGAGGUCAAGAUCGGAGGCAACUCCCGCGAUCCUAAGAUCAUGGCCCGAAUGCUCAACCCUGACCCCAAUGCCCGCGAACGAUGGGAGCGGAAGAAAGUCAUACAGAUGGUCAGGAAGGGCGGAAGAUUGACGAACGCGCAGAUGAUCAAGAGGACGGAACGGGAGCAUCUGGUGAAAAGCCAUAAUAUGAAGACAUCUGUCAAGAAGUUAGGCAUGCUGGCACGGCAGAUCCAAGGCAAGACGAUUGAUGAUGCGAUUGUUCAAAUGCGUUUCAGCAAGAAGAGGGUUGCGCAGGAGGUGUUGAAGCAACUGGAGUUUGCGAGGGAUGAGGCUGUUGUCAUGAGGGGAAUGGGACUGGGCGCUGUGGGCGGGAAAGAAGUAGAGAGAGACGUGAAUGAGCUUGCAGCGGGGGUGGAAGACCUUUCUCUGCAGAAACAGCGACCCGUGGAGAUUCAGCUCAAGGAUGGCAAAAGGCAUCGUGUAGAGGACAGGAGUAAGAUCUACAUCGACCAGGCAUGGGUGGGGCGUGGACCGUACGGGCAACUGCCGGACUACCGUGCGAGAGGGAGAGUAUUCAUCAUGAGGACUCCGUGGACGAGUUUGAGUGUGGUGUUGAAGGAGGAGGCUACACGAGUCCGACAAUGGGAAGAGCGCGAGGCGAAGAGAGUAAAGAAAUUGAAGGAGAAGGUCUGGGUACCACUGCCGGAUCGCCCUAUACAGAUCCAGAGGCAGUGGUAUAGUUGGUGA
Molecule: messenger RNA, 1068 nt
Organism: Fulvia fulva
Lineage: Eukaryota; Fungi; Ascomycota; Dothideomycetes; Mycosphaerellales; Mycosphaerellaceae
Exons: 2
Coding region: 1-1068 (355 amino acids)
Biological process (GO): ribosome assembly; translation
Cellular component (GO): ribosome; mitochondrial large ribosomal subunit
Molecular function (GO): structural constituent of ribosome
Source: RefSeq, a predicted model, not a curated record